Molecule: messenger RNA, 2497 nt
Organism: Platichthys flesus (European flounder)
Lineage: Eukaryota; Metazoa; Chordata; Actinopteri; Pleuronectiformes; Pleuronectidae
Gene: oxct1a
Product: 3-oxoacid CoA transferase 1a
Exons: 17
Coding region: 251-1828 (525 amino acids)
Biological process (GO): ketone body catabolic process
Cellular component (GO): mitochondrion
Molecular function (GO): succinyl-CoA:3-oxo-acid CoA-transferase activity
Source: RefSeq, a predicted model, not a curated record
CGCGCGCGCGCAGCGAUACAAACCGUGAAACCGUCCUUUGGCUUCGUUGAGGUUUAAGAAAGUCAACCCACGCUCGGAGGUGAACGAGUCACGUUAGCAUGUGCUAGCUCGUCGUUAGCACGGCAGCUGACGUUCUGACUUUUGACGCUCGUAUCCUACGCUCACCGCCCCCCCCUCUCCCCCCUUCAUCAUCAUCAUCACCCUCACCCUCCUCCUCUUCAUCCUCCUCCUCCGGGUGUAGCUCUCAAACAUGGCGGCCCUCAGAGUUGUGUGCAGAGCGGAGCGUCUUUUCCUCAGAAACAUCUCCGGUCCCAGCAGACGCAAAUAUAACGACCAGCAGGUGAGCAAGACCUGUGGCUGUUACUUUUCUACCACCAACCAGAGAAGUUCACAGUUCUACUCGGACCCUACAGAUGCAGUCAAAGAUAUCCCCAGUGGAGCUACAAUCCUUGUGGGAGGUUUUGGAUUAUGUGGCAUCCCAGAGAAUCUUAUCAACAGUUUACUGAAGACUGGUGUGAGAGGUCUCACUGCCGUCAGCAACAAUGCAGGAGUGGAUAACUUUGGGCUGGGCCUGCUGCUCCAGACGAAGCAGAUAAAGAGGAUGAUCUCCUCAUACGUUGGAGAGAAUGCAGAGUUUGAGCGACAGUAUCUGUCGGGGGAGUUGGAAGUGGAACUGACACCACAGGGCACUCUUGCAGAGAGGAUCAGGGCUGGUGGUGCCGGUAUUCCAGCUUUCUUCACCGCCACAGGCUAUGGCACACUAAUCCAAGAGGGAGGCUCUCCCAUCAAGUACAACAAAGAUGGCAGCAUUGCCAUCGCUAGUGAGAAGAGAGAGGUCAAAGAGUUCAAUAACAGGCACUACAUCAUGGAAAAGGCCAUCACCGGAGACUUUGCAUUGAUCAAGGCAUGGAAGGCUGACAGGGCUGGAAACAUUGUUUUCAGGAAAACAGCCCGAAACUUCAAUCAGCCUAUGUGCAAGGCAGCCAAAACCACAAUAGUAGAGGUGGAGGAGGUGGUGGAUGUUGGGACUUUUGCUGAAGAGGACAUCCACAUACCCAGCAUCUAUGUGCACAGGGUUGUCCUGGGAGCCGGCUUCGAGAAGAGGAUCGAGAAACGCACAGUAAAGAAAGGUCAAGAUGAGAAGCCCAAACCCAAGAAGGCCUCGGAUAUUGUUCGGGAGAGGAUCAUUCGCCGAGCUGCUCUGGAGUUUGAGGAUGGGAUGUAUGCUAACCUUGGUAUUGGUAUCCCCAUGUUGGCCAGCAACUUUAUAAAACCAGACAUCACUGUGCACCUUCAAAGUGAAAAUGGGAUUCUGGGACUGGGGCCGUACCCCACUGAGGAUGCAGUCGAUCCAGAUCUGAUUAACGCUGGAAAGGAGACCGUCACCGUGCUCCCUGGAGCUGCCUAUUUCUCCAGUGAUGAGUCAUUUGCCAUGAUCCGAGGGGGACACAUCAACCUGACGAUGCUGGGAGCCAUGCAGGUGUCAAAACAUGGAGACCUGGCCAACUGGAUGAUCCCGGGUAAGAUGGUGAAGGGAAUGGGAGGAGCCAUGGAUUUGGUGGCUAGUGCCGGAACCAAGGUGGUGGUCACCAUGGAGCAUUCAGCUAAGGGAGGAAAACACAAGAUAUUGGAAGCAUGUAGCCUGCCGUUGACAGGGAAACAGUGUGUUGAUCGUAUCAUCACAGAGAAGGCUGUGUUUGAUGUGGAUCAGACUAAAGGCCUGACUCUGAUAGAAGUAUGGGAGGGGCUCACUCCAGAGGAUAUCAAGGCAUGCACUGGCACAGAGUUUGAGGUGUCUCCCAAUCUGACGGCCAUGCAGCAAAUCUAGAGGAGCCUGGAAAGAGAGAGAGAGAGAGAGAGAGAGAGAGAGAGAGAGAGAGAGAGACGCAUUUUUGAUUUGCAUCACCUCAUUUCUCUGUGAUGAACAGUUGAUGUAGCAGCCUGUGAUAGGUCAAAUAAGUUCAUAAACCAAAACUACUUCAGGUCACAUCGCUUCCUGCCUUCCUGACUUAUAGGAACCAAAAUGAAUGAUAAUUUUUCUUGCAAUCAGAUUAUUUGGGAUCAUUACAUUGUUGCGUAAUUACACCAUCAGUUAGUAAGUUAUUCUUUUGCUUUACAGAUUUUUCUAUUAUGAUCAAUUUCAUGCAAUAUAUAUACAAACAAAUGUGAUUUCAUAUUUACCGAAGGAUCAAGACGUUGCUAUAAAAUUACACAGAGCUGAAAUGUAAUGUUUAGAUGAGAAUUAGCUGUAAUUCAAGAGAUUUCUCGUUUGGAAGAAGGGAAUAUGUACGUAGUUGUACCAUGUGACAAAAAAGUAAUUUAAUGAUUUAUGCAGUGAAUAUGCAGUAAGAUCUCUAUUCUUCAUUUGGGGAAUGCAGUAUGUAGUUGCUCUGCUCGUCAACCAGAACACAUAAUGCCUCAAGAUUUUGCACUCAGACGUUUGCCGUCCCACUGCCUUUGUGUAAAAUAAAAUAUGACAGUAUGCCGAGUGGAAUAA